Molecule: messenger RNA, 926 nt
Organism: Moneuplotes crassus
Lineage: Eukaryota; Ciliophora; Spirotrichea; Euplotida; Euplotidae
Source: the annotation of a GenBank genome assembly
GCACUUUAUAAUAAUAAAAAUAAAUGCCAGGGAGUAAAUCAAAAUACAAACCAACUCUUCGGACUUCACAUCUUGACCUCAUCUGUGGCAAAAAGAGAAACAGAGAUGAUGAUUAUGAAAACAGAGACUCUAACGUAAUGAGUGCCAAAGAUGAAAAUACUGUCCAAAGGAAGCUCAAAAGAGGUAUUAGGAACGCGAGAAGGACAGUGCCAAAUCCCGCCGAAGUUGCUUCUGCCUCAAAAAAUUUCUUUUUAGUCUCCUCAAACGGGAAAUUCACCUCACAGUCUAGAUUCAAGACUGACGUUGGGAAAAUUUCUCAUUCUGAGAAGAACAAAUUAUCUUCAAUUCUGGGAAAGGCUGAUUUAGACUUUAUUCAGCUUCUCAAAGAGGAAGAGAACAAUGACGCUCUUCGCGAAUUGGAAGAAUUCCCGGUUCCAGUUGAGAAUAUAUACAAUAACCCACUUAUAACAGGAAGCCAGCUUGGGAGGGGAGUUCAAGUAACCCUCGAGUUCAAGAACAAUAAAGUCAGGAGAAGGGUCAACGCUGAAGAGGAACAAGAGAUCGAAGAUGACCAAGAAGAGGAAAUCCUUGAUGAUUACAGACACCUUCAUGAAAAACUUCGGGAAGUUGAGAGAAAGUACAAAAAGCCAUCUGAAGAAAUCGCUGAUAUUUAUGUCAAAGUCAGCGGGGAUUUUGAGAACCUUGAGAGAUACUUCCAAGGAGAGAAUGUUAUCCUCUGGUCAUAUCUGGAAGACCUUGCCUUGACCAAAUCGGAAGACUCGAUGGAAUACAAGUGUUUGAUAGAAUCUAAGGGAAAAUCAGAGAUUGAGAAAAGAAAGAGGUUCUUAUUAAAGUCUGAACAGAAUGAUCCAGAGUAUUAAACAUGCUAAGGUCAAUCUACUAGCUCUUCCUUGUGUCCAGGCUCA